Messenger RNA from Stegastes partitus (bicolor damselfish), 1869 nucleotides. It is a transcript of the gene proza, whose product is annotated as protein Z, vitamin K-dependent plasma glycoprotein a. Bases 18 to 1382 code for a protein of 454 amino acids. Gene Ontology annotation, cellular component: extracellular region. Gene Ontology annotation, molecular function: calcium ion binding; serine-type endopeptidase activity. The transcript has 9 exons. NCBI's taxonomy places the organism in Eukaryota, Metazoa, Chordata, Actinopteri, Pomacentridae. Gene Ontology annotation, biological process: proteolysis; blood coagulation. The record is from RefSeq and is a predicted model, not a curated record.
UGGCUCGACAGGCCCGUAUGAGAGGCAGGAGCAGCGGGGAGAGGCAGCAGGCAGGGCCGGGAGGAGAAUCAGUGCAGGACUCACAUCGAACCAGAACCAGGACACGCUGCAGCGGCACCAUGAACUCCUGGAGCACGUCCGUGGCUCUGCUGGGUCUGCUGGCCGGAGCUGUGGCGGCCGUUCAGAGCCCUGAGACAGUGUUUCUGGACAAGCAGCAGGCGAGCUCGCUGAUCUCCCGUCAGAAGAGGAGCUCGGCCUCCACCCUGGAGCAGGCCUGCAUGGAGAAGGUGUGCACCUACGAGGAGGCCAGAAGGUUCUUCCAGGACUCGUACCGCACGGAUAUCUUCUGGUCGGUCUACAUCGAUGGAGACCAGUGUGCAGACAACCCCUGCAAGAACGGAGCCAUGUGUUCGGACAGCGUGGGAGGCUACGACUGCGUCUGCAAGUCGGGCUUCACAGGCGUCCACUGUGAAAACGACCAGACUGUGUGCACCCUGGAAAAGAACAAGGGCUGCUCCCAGUUCUGUAAGCCGGGCUACGUGUCCUACGAGUGUUCCUGCGCCCGCGGAUGGAGGCUCAAGAGCUCCAACAAGGACUUGUGCGAGGCUGCAGUCCAAUACCCCUGUGGUAAGGUGAACAGCCUGAGUCAGUGGAGUGACCGACAGGCCAGCAACGUGCGCAGCAACUUCGAAGGCCUCAGCUGUACGUCUACAGAGUGUCCCUGGCAGGCUCUUCUGAAGAGCUCAGAGUCAGAAGGUUUCUGCAGUGGAGUCAUACUGAAGGAGAACCUGGUCCUGACUUCAGCUCAGUGCGCCAACAAGUACCCCUCCUUCCAGGUGGUUGUCGGCAAGCGCAGCAGCAGCUUUGAGAGCGGCGGCCAGACGCUGUACGUCAAGAUGACUAAAACUCACCCGCGCUGGGAGGAGGGUCGCCCUGACAACGACCUGGCUGUGAUCGAGCUCCGCGACCGCAUCAUCUUCAAGAGAGACGUGGUCGCCGCCUGUCUGCCGGAAAGAGACUUUGCCGAAAGCAUCCUGAUGUCCGGAGAGUAUCCGGCGGUGGUCACCGGCUGGACAGAAGCCACGCAGGGCUCCGCAUUCCCCGACCCGCUCGCCCUCAACCAGCUGGCCUACGAGAAGCUGCCUCGGUGUCUGGAAACUCACCCCAACCUGAUGACCAACAAGAUGGGCUGCACCACUGCUCGCGCCAACGCAGACUGCAAGAUGAGCUCCGGCAGCCCGCUGCUCACCCUCUACCGGGACGUGUUCUUCCUCACCGGGGUGCUGAGUCGGCCGCCGGGCGCCGACUGCACCAAAGGCUACAUCUUCCAGAAAGUGUCGCGCCACCUGGGCUGGCUGCAGCAGUUCAUGGGUUCACGCUAGAGCCCUCCGUGAUGCAGUCAGGGGCGUGCACGGAGGUCCCCGGCGGUGGAUUUAGGAUAACGCAGGUUCAUUCUGAAACAGGGAAUCUGAUCUGAUUUUCUUCCCUCUAGCUCAAACCCGUCAUUAGUCACAUCUGUCUGUCUUUUAAGAAUAUCCAGAACUAUCUUAACAAUAUAUAUAUACACUGUACUCGCCUCUCUCUGUGCGCCGCCUCAUUUAUCCACAAGGUGGCGCUCUGGCAACGUAAACAGAGAAGCACUUACUGCAUGUAUCUAACGAGAGGGUCGGCAGCAGCGAGAGAUGCGUGAAUUAUUCAGCAUGUGUUUUGUGGUGUGGACAAACCUUUUAAUAACCUUUGAGUGUUUCAGCUGUACUGGUUGACAUGAACCUUAAGAUCCUGUCAGUGUUCUAUGAAUGUAAGAAACUCUAAUCCUGUCAACAUUAAGCUCUAAUCUACUGUCAAUAAUAAACCCUAAAACCACACCGA